Penicillium cosmopolitanum is the source of this 2997-nucleotide messenger RNA. RefSeq lists its product as uncharacterized. The transcript has 2 exons. The record is from RefSeq and is a predicted model, not a curated record. Gene Ontology annotation, molecular function: nucleic acid binding. NCBI's taxonomy places the organism in Eukaryota, Fungi, Ascomycota, Eurotiomycetes, Eurotiales, Aspergillaceae. The coding region runs from base 1 to 2997 and encodes 998 amino acids.
AUGACCAAAUGUGCGGUCCACGGAACGGGGCACGGCUCAGAUCAUGUUACUAUUGAGACUGUUUUUGAUGCGCCUUGGAUAGCUCCAACGCAGACAGACAGACUGCUGCUCAAGAAUGCACCGUGGAAAGAGAUCAAUGCCAGAAUCGCGAGCACGCUAACUGCUACUCCGGUGGAAGGUUCCGUGCAGCAGAAGACCGAUCGGCUGAUGUACGCGGUGUCGGAAGCGACGGCGGACUUAACGCAACUUCGUCAAAUAUACACAUAUUGGAGAAACCACGCCCGCGCAGAGCGACGGGCAGGGCGUAAGGUGCCACAGCUGGAGGACAUGGCCGCAAGUGCCGCGAAGCAAUACCAUGACGCGAUUCGGAAACAAAAGAAGAAACACUGGAACGAGUUUCUGGCUGACAACGACAAUAUCUGGAAAGCUGCCAAGUAUCUGAAAUCAGGGGAAGACGCAGCCUUCGGAAAGGUACCGCAGCUCGUCAAAGCAGAUGGAACGGUUACCACCGAUCAUGGGGAGCAGGCGGAAGAACUACUGACUAAAUUCUUCCCACCGCUGCCGGGCAGCAUUGACGACGAGGGAACCAGACCACAAAGAGCACCGGUGGAGAUGCCGACCAUUACCAUGGAAGAGGUGGAGCGGCAGUUGCUGGCAACGAAGUCAUGGAAGGCGCCAGGUGAGGAUGGCCUACCGGCCAUAGUGUGGAAGAUGACCUGGCCCACGGUCAAACACCGGGUCCGUGAUCUUUUCCAGGCGUCAUUGGAAGAAGGCACGCUGCCGAAACAGUGGCGACACGCAAAGAUCAUUCCGCUGAGAAAACCAAACAAGGAAGGCUACACCAUUGCCAAGGCAUGGAGGCCGAUCUCACUGCUCGCCACAUUAGGCAAGAUCCUGGAGUCAGUGGUGGCAGAAAGGAUCUCGCACGCAGUGGAGACCCACGGCCUGCUCCUACAGGAGCAAAUCUACGCAGCGUGGCGAGGACGACGGGUGCUGAGCCUGAUCAGCUUUGAUGUCAAGGGGGCCUACAAUGGGGUCUGUAAGAAACGAUUGAUCCAGAGGAUGAAGGCGCGAGGUAUACCGGAAGUUCUGCUUCGGUGGAUUGAAGCGUUCUGCUCGGGACGAACGGCGGCCAUCCAGAUCAAUGGGCAGCUGUCGGAGGUUCAGGACCUGCCACAGCCUGGACUGCCUCAGGGCUCGCCCCUGUCUCCGAUUCUCUUCCUCUUCUUCAACGCCGACCUCGUGCAGAGACCGAUCGACGGCCAAGGAGGAGCACUUGCCUUCGUGGAUGACUUCACCGCGUGGGUAACAGGGCCAACCGUACAGAGUAACCGGGAAGGUAUCGCAACAAUCAUCAAUGACGCGCUCGAUUGGGAAAGGAGGAGCGGCGCAACCUUUGAAGCAGACAGAACAGCUAUUAUACAUUUCGCACCCAAGGCUCGCAAAGUCGACCAAGAACCGUUCACUGUCAAGGGACAGACGGUCGAGCCUAAAAACAAGGUCAAAAUCCUGGGGGUCCUGAUGGACACGCGACUGAAGUACAAGGAGCAUAUUGCAAGGGCAGCAUCUAAGGGCCUGGAGGCCGCGAUGGAACUACGACGGCUCCGAGGCCUCUCCCCAGCGACAGCGCGGCAGUUGUUCUCGUUGACAGUAGCUCCAGUGGUGGACUAUACCUCGAACGUCUGGAUGCAUGCCUUUAAGAAUCAAAACAUGGGACCGAUCAACCGAGUGCAAAGGGUAGGAGCACAAGCAAUUGUAGGAACAUUCCUCACAGUUGCGACCAGCGUAGCGGAGGCCGAGGCCUACAUUGCCACGGCACGACACCGAUUCUGGAGACGAGCCGUGAAGAUGUGGGCAGACAUCCACACGCUACCAGAGACCAAUCCUCUUCGCAGAAACACAGAUCGGAUCCGGAAGUUCAGGAGAUACCACCGCUCACCACUAUAUCAAGUAACGGACGCGCUGAAAAACAUCGACAUGGAAUCACUGGAAACCAUCAACCCGUUUACUCUGGCACCAUGGGAAGCACGCGUGCAGACUGAUGAUGAGCCUGUCUCAGAUGGGUCAACUGUACCAGGCGGAUCAAUGCAGAUCGCGUUCAGCAGCUCGGCGCGGAAUGAGCUGGUUGGGUUUGGUGUGGCGAUCGAGAAACAACCACCACGCUAUCGGAAAGUGAGACUGAAGACCUUGUCCGUUACGUUGAGUGUGAGAACAGAGCAAAAUCCAUUUUCCGCGGAGCUGGCGGCAAUGGCGCAUACACUGAAGACAUUCGUGGGAUUGAAAGACUUUAGGAUCACACUGAUCACGAGCAACAAAGCGGCGGCUCUUACGUUGAAGAACCCGCGACAAGAGUCGGGUCAGGAAUUUGUCUGCCAAAUCUACAAGCUGAUGAGAAGACUGCAGAAGCAUGGAAAUCAGAUCAGCGUCCGGUGGAUCCCCACUAGCGAAGACAACAAACUACUAGGGCUGGCGAAAGAGCAGGCGAGAGCCGCGACGAAAGAAGAUGCCAUCCUGCAAGGACAGGUCCCCAAAAUGAAAUCGACCACUCUAAAGAUUGCGCGUGCCCAAGCAGUCCCCAAUAGCGAGUUGCCCGAGAAUGUAGGGAGACACUCCCGACGAGUGGACACAGCACUCCCAGGAAAACACACGCGACAGCUGUAUGACCGAUUAUCGUGGAAAGAGGCGAGCGUGCUAGCCCAGCUCCGCACGGGCAUGGCAAGACUCAAUGGAUAUCUCUUUCGGAUCAAUGCCGCCGAGACAGAUCAAUGCGCAUGUGGACAAGCAAGAGAAACUGUGGAUCACUUUCUGUUUCGAUGUCGGAAAUGGACCGCACACCGGAUAGAAAUGCUGCAAUGUACCCACACUCACCGAGGUAACAUGUCCUUCUUCUUGGGAGGGAAGUCACCCGCCGACGAUCAAAAGUGGAAGCCGAAUUUGGAAGCAGUGCGAGCCUCAAUACGCUUUGCGAUCGCUACGGGCCGACUCGAGGCCACCUAG